UCAAACACAUCGAUGGCUCUUUCUUGAUUCUUCUUCUUCCAAACACUGAUGAUACCAAUUUGUGGAUUAAUCAAAGAUUGACUUCCAACAGUUCCGCAUCCAUCAUCGCGAAUCUCGCUAUUUUGUUUUGUUUGUUUUUGUUCGUUCCGGUCAGGUCUCGAGAAAUUCUCUUCGACGAAGAAGCAUUUUCACGUCUUAAUCGGAAAAAGUUCAGGAAAACCAUGGCACAAGAUACCGAUACCGUUAUUGUCGCCCCUAAACGAUACCAAUCCCAAUGCAGGAUGUGGGACUGCGGCCGAGUCCCACCAGGUUUUUACUGCAAUUUCGGGCAUGGCUUCCGUUCCAAAUCUGAUGAAGUCAAACCCCGAGCAGCUGUGUAUCUUGAUUCUCUAAGCGGCGACGAUGAAGCAUCACUGAGUUUGAAGAUUCUGACUACCAAGUCUCAGGGACAAUGCUGCGGUGUCCCUCCGGUUUCCAUGGUGGUCUUACAACAAAACCCGUCAGAAUCUCCCCCAUGUCGUUGAGGUCAACCGCAUGGAGGAUGAGACACUGAGAAACUGGGCAUUCAUGUCUGAUACAAUCCCCCCACCCAACAUUUGGGCAAGAUACGACACGAAGACUAUCUUGGGUAUGGAAAGGAUCUCUUGGCAGUUGAGGCCCAAGCCAGAAGUUGGUUGGUACAGGCUUCGUCGUUACACGCUUCCAACUUAUGCUUCCUCGUUGUAUUGGCUCCACUUUGAAUGGGACGAAGGAAGCAAGACGAGUGGAAACACUGCCUCUGUCUCUAUACCAAAGACUCAUAAAGGUCCGCCAGGUCCUGGUGCUAGUGGUCCAUCUGGUGCUGCUUAUAUGAGUGACAAAGGAGCAAGUACAUCCGGUCACUGUAACAUGACUUUCAAAGGAACUUAUGGUGCAAGUUCAUCUGGCCCUUGUAACAAGACCUUCAUGAGUGACAAAGUAACUGAGGCACAGCUUCGUGGUGUUAUGGACGUGUCAGAUAAUCACUCUCUCCACUCGUCACUGUUAAUCCUUUCUAGGGCAUUAAGACUUUCUGGAAGAAUUAAUGCAGAUGAUGCUGUCCGAGCUACUCUUUCUUCUAUUGCUUGGGAUACUGCUUCUCUGCCAUCUGAAGACUCUGUUUCUGAGCUUAGAAGGAAGUUACAAGAUGAAUAUGUGCAGGGAGACGAAGGUGAAGAGAUGACCAUUGACAUUGUAACGGCCAGCAAAGCCCAAGAACAUGCAAGAGGUAGAGUUCCUGAACAGCAAGAUGAUCUUUGCAAACUUAGCUGUGCAUUGGCCCUUUUAGCCUCUACUUCUUUGGGGUGCAGAGAGCGCGGCGAAUUGCUGAGACUGCUCACGGAUGAGGUGGAGUUCUAUUACACAAUGGUCGAGAAAGCUACUGAAGCAGACGAGGUUUCCUAUGCACUAAUGGAGAAGGUUGAUAAGCUGAUGCAGAACUUCGAGAAGGAACUAUUUGGCGAAGCUUUUCAGCUUCUUGCCAGGGAUGGGCUACAAGCAAUCUAAUCAAAGAGUAUCAGAGCCAGUUAGCUUUUGGAGACCUUUUAUGGAGACAAAAACAACAUUAGGCCAGAAUAUAUUUGGCAAUAUUAUUGUAUCAGUCUCAGAACAUUUUACCUGUUUCACCUUAGCGUAAUACCGUAGGAUACAUCUA
Molecule: messenger RNA, 1672 nt
Organism: Camelina sativa (false flax)
Lineage: Eukaryota; Viridiplantae; Streptophyta; Magnoliopsida; Brassicales; Brassicaceae
Biological process (GO): intracellular monoatomic cation homeostasis
Cellular component (GO): mitochondrial inner membrane
Source: RefSeq, a predicted model, not a curated record